AGGUACCUUGAAGAAUACAAUUGUGGAUUUCUGGAGGAUGAUUUGGGAACAAAAAGUGUCUUCAAUUGUGAUGUUGGCAAACCCUAUUGAAAAGGGCAGAGUAAGUAUAAAAAGCGCAUAUAUGAAUUGGUCAAGCCGUAUAUAAAAUAAAUCGUUUUAAAGAGGCAAUGUCCAUAAAUAUAUAACGAUUAACAACAAAAUGAAUGUGCGAUAAAGUGAUUUUAAUGACGAAUUUAUUUGUUGAAUGUAUUUACUGCUUUUAUUAACUGUAACUAAUCGGUUUCCUCAUCCCCACAGGAAAAACUUGCUGUGUAUUGGCCACAAGACCGAGCAGUGAAACAUGGUCCAUUUAUGAUAAAACUGGAUGGCGAGGUGGAACUGGCUGAUUACGUUAUUCGUAAAAUGACAGUUACACAGGUAUGUAUUUGACAUCAUCGCCAUUUUUUUAUUUCUUGAACAAUACGACUGUUUAUGUACUAUUUAAAUAUAUCUGAUAAUUAUAUCUGAUAAAGCACGGACUGCGAGGGUUUUAAAUGGCUUUAAAAACGACCCAUCUGAUUGGUAUAUUAGCGAAGUAAUUUUUAAAAUAAACUUUGUCUAAGCCGAGAAAAUCAAAGCUAAAGUUUAUGUAAAUUAACAUGAUUUUUUAUCACAUAUAAAACCACCGACACGGCAGUGAUUUCCUUUGUCUUUUCUAAUUUGCUUCAUGAAUUAUUGAGUUUUUUAAAAUUUAAAUACAUAUAUGUUCUAAUAAUAUUCAGUGGCGUAGCCAGCCAGACAAUUUAGUCCCACUAUGCAAAUUCAAAAUUAUUAUCAUUAUUCAUUUCUUUAGAAAUUGAUUCUUUUCACAGUCAAUGAACACGAAAAUAUUUGCAUAGCGGGACUAAUUCGUCGGGCUGGCUACGCUACUGAUAAUAUACAUGAUGAAUUACUCAAUUUUGAAGAGCGGUGCGACCAGCCAAUAAAAAGAUAUUUAAUUUAUUUAAUUUAAAUAAAGUUUUGACAUUUGAAAACUUUUAUUUACUGUAUAGUUGUGCAUGCCAUUCAAGUGCGUAUGCAAGUGACCAUGCAUGCAAGUGGUCAUGAAUUUGGUCCUGAAUAAUUUUUUCAUGUAUAUUAUUAAUAACAGUAUGAUUUCUCGUGCAAUUUGGAAAAGGAUACACUCAUGAGACUUCAAAAUUACAAUCAUUCUUUGGUCUCGCCGUUUGAUCGUCUUUGAAAAACUCGUAAAUGUUUUUCCAGAUUGCACUCAAAACCAUCAUUCUUUGUUUUCAUAAUUGAUAUUGUCAAAUUUUAUUAUUAGUCAUUUUAUCUUACAUUGAUACAUUAGUACUCUGACCUAAAAUGAUUAUUUGUUGUUAACUUGGAAAAUAAAAAUAACAUAUUUUAACAUUUUUUUUUUUUUGUUGCAAGGAUGAUAUCAAAGAAACACGUCAACUCACUCAGUUCCAUUACACAGUAUGGCCUGAUCACGGUGUACCUCUGUACACGACAUCUCUUCAAGCAUUUUUAACCCGAAUACGAAAGAUCGUAAAAGACGAUAGUAAUCCUUUGGUUGUCCAUUGUAGGUGAGUAUUAUAAUAGCCGUUUGUUCAAAAGCCAUUUCUGGCUUAUUUAAUGAAGAAGCUCGAAAGUACAAUCGCAUAUACUUUCACUGUAAACGCUACUGGAACACGUAAAGCUGUGUUUACACUCUAUAUAAGAACUGCAUGCCAUUUACAUAUAAGAAGUACCUAUAGCUGAGGAAAAGUAAAUACUAUGUUUAUAUUAGAUAAUAUACUAAAACUGUCUGUACCAGUGUAGGUAGUACCAAUGUGAAAAUGCUGUGCUGAGUGGUUGUAUUACUACCUUAAAAAACAAGCAGAAACUCGACGUUUCGAGCGAAGUCCCUUCGUCAACAAUUAACUCUUGACGCAGGCCUUCGCUCGAAACGUCGAGUUUCUGCUUGUUUUUUAAGGUAGUAAUAUAAUCACUCGGCACAGCAUUUUUAUAUCAGAUAACCCAGCCAAAACUUCGAGUCCUACAAAUUGUUCUUGGGUCUGCGAUAUGCAAUACCUACUGCGGACCUAUACGACCAGCUGAAUUGCGGACUAUCUAGGUUUUAUACAGGGCUUGAAAUUUUCGGUUGGUCCUAUAUAGAUCAGUCGUAUGUUAGUCUUACCGGACUGAUAAAAUUGUUGUAUUUUGAAAUAAUUUUACGAUACAAGGUAAGGUGCUGAAGUUUUGCAAUUUUUUUCUGAAUGCAAAUCCGACGUCUAUCCAAAGUCUAUCCAUAUGCAUGCAUUCUUUACACGUUUGUCUUAAUUCAAAGUUUGUUCUGUUCUGCCGGCUGUCUCGUGACAUUCUAUUUGUUAAAAUGUCGAGAUUUUUGGGCAUCUCCCUCGAUAGAUCGGAAUCGACCACAAGUUCGAUCCCUGGCAGAGGAACAGUUGUAUUUUCCUCAGCUGCUCCUGGUUAGGUCUAAAAUUAUAUAUAAUUCUCUGCUCAAAAUUUCCAUCUACAAAAUAAAUCUUCAGCUAUUAUUUUUUUGCUCUAUUUUAGUGCUGGCGUCGGUCGAACUGGGACUUUCAUUGGAAUAUUUGCAAUGUUGGAUAUGAUUGAAUCAACGCAAACAGUGGAUAUUUUCAAUUUUGUUUGUCAAAUGCGUGCACAGAGGACGCACAUGGUCCAAGUUGAGGUUGGUCAUCGUCUUCACAUUUAUUUAUUAUUGAUUCAACAUGUUUAUCGGCAUGAAACUUGAUUGACUGAUGAGAUGAGAUAGCUUUAGUUGUCUAAGGAAUGUUGGAAUCAGUUGUAGUGUUUGUAUAUGAGGUUCUGGUUGUUACUCCUAGUUUCAGCAUGCUCAUUAAAUGUUAAAUGUUAGACCUAUUAGAAGACCUAUACUUUAUAGUUUAUGCACGUAUCGUAAAGAUCCAGUGCACCUUGAGUCUAAGUUUAUAGCAGCUCAGAUACGCGGCAAUAAUAAUUGAAGACCUGCAUUUACGUACUUUAGAUGUUUUUAAGGACGAGUUAAAGUUAAAGCAAUAUUAUAAUUAAGAAAUAGAAGACGAGUCGUGUGCGUUUUUGAGGUGAUAAUGUACGAGGGGAAUGUUGGAAGAAUACGAGAGAAAUGUGUGAAGCACGAGGGGUAGCCGAGUGUUUUAGACACUUUUCACUGUCGGUGAAUAUUGCAUGCAAGAAUAUUCCUUGCACUAUUCAUCUCCACUUCGGUGAAUAAUUCUUAAAUAAAUUUUACUAUUGUGUAUAUAAUUCGUCCCUGUGCCUUUGUAUUUUUUUAGUCUCAAUACGUCUUUCUCCACAAAGCUGUGCUGGAAGCAAUUGAAUGUGGCGAUACUGAAAUUAACGCUCCAGAUCUUCGUGUGAAAAUGAUAAAAUUGAAUCGAGCCGAUCCCGACAAUCCGGAUGACAUUAUGAUGGGCACGCAGUUUAAGGUAUACUAGAACCUUUAUUAUUUUAGAGGUUCAUAUUUGACUUCCACUACCACUUCUUCCCAAUUGAGUUAGCACGUAUAUGAUUGGUCAAUCGGUUAUAUCAAACUCGUCUUAUUGGUUAAUGGUCCCACAAUGGUAGGGGUAGAGGUAGUGAAUGUCAAGUCUGAACCUUUCUGCUGUAUAACCAGCGACUAUUGGUUAAAAAGACCCCGUAUUAAAUUAAUUUUGUUGCAUGUGACUAUGACGAUAAUAAACAAAUAUAAAUUCUUCGAAGCUUGGCCAUCAUUCUGUUCAAAUAUUCCACUUAGCCUGAUUUUAAUACGUCCACGUUUGAUGGUAUAUUUAAAUUUGAACAUUAUACUUUUAAAGUGUAGACAUUAGUAUGGUUUCGAGUACAGUUUGGAAAAAAAACAAGCACGAGUGAGUUUUUCAAGUCGGCAAGAAUAAACGUCUUCGAAAGCUCACGAGUGUGUGUUUUUCCAAAUUGCACUCCUAAACCAUUCUAUCACCUAUACUAACAGCAUACAUGAAAAAAGUACACGCUUCAAUAACACCUGCGUAUUCACCUGCGCCGUUUAUUUCAUUUCUCAUGUUAGCAAAUUUUUCCAGGCCUAUAAUUAAGUUGUUGUAUUAAUAUUAGUUUAGGGUGUACAAAAACUUGUCAAAAAUUGUAAUGAAAAGUCUAUGACUUGUAAAUUUAUAACGUUGCGCGUUUAUAAUGUUGAAAACAUGUUUGUCGUAUUGCGGUGUUUUGGGUGCCAAUUAUACUACGUUAUUUUAAUUUAAGGUUCUCGAGAAAUAUACAUUUGUCAAGUCGAACACAGAAGAAGGCAAGAAGUCUUUCAAUGUUGACAAAAAUCGCAAUAAAGAUAUUUUACCUUGUAAGUGCUGUUUUGUGAUAUUUUUGACAAUCUAACAUUAUUAUCCGAAUUUGGGAAUUUGCAAUUUAAUCAAUGUUUUAGUACAUGUUUGUUUUUAAUUUUAUCCUUUUAUCCGAAUCGUAUAGUCUUAUUGUAAAAUCCCUACGCUGUUACUGCAAUUUAUAGCCCCUUUAACUAUUCCUUGUUCGAGUUUCUAAACAAAUCGAUAUUAAUCAUUGCCCCAAUGCAACAAUUAUUAAAAUAGCGUGACAAAAAAAACGAUAUAAAGGCACAAGUAUGUGAUAAAUAUAUUUAUGUAAGGCCCAAGUAUGUGUAAGAUAUCGUUCACGAAACUGAUAAACACACUUUGUAGUAUUUUUGUUCAAAUCUAGAGCUUUUCAUUAUUGUUCGGAAUAUCAUUCGUUACAUGCUAUAAAUAUGUCCAUUUACUUUAGACGAAGACACCCGAGUAUCUCUUCUUAAGAGUCCUGGAGUUGAUGGCUCAGAUUACAUAAACGCCAGUAGUAUUGAUGUAAGUGUACACAUUCAUUAUACUUGCCGGAGUUCCCUAUUUAUAUGUGCUGAAAUCAUUUUAAAUUUAUCACAUAUUGGGUACCCACCGUAUAAACGUUUGUACUUUUUGUUUUAAUUAAAUUUAUGAAUAUAACCGCUGAGAGCUUCACCUUUUGCAAUGUGCAGUGCAAUUUUGGUAUUAACGUUACGAUAGUUUUACAAUUCAUGGCCCAAUGAAGCCAGUUUUUGGUUGUUUAAUACAGAGUUUAAGUACAGUACGCGGAAGUUAAUCGAGCAGUUAUGGAUGACGUCAAUAGUUCUUGCUUGAAAUCAAGAAGGGCAUUCAAUGCAGUUUCACGUUCGUCUUUUCAAAAACGUAGCUUGCAUAUCUAAUGUCAUUAUUUAUGAUUUACUCAUUACGCGUUUUGAUUAUUAAUUAACACGAAAACUUCAUUUUAAAAAUAUUUCAUACAACAAGACUACGAUAAUUUAGUUAUGAAUGUUAAACCAUUGUAUAUAUCGUUUCCUUUAUUUUUUUUCCGCAGAGCUAUCAAGUACGAGGAAUGUACAUUGCCACACAAUUCCCACUUGAAAAUACAGUCAAUGAAUUCUGGAGAAUGAUGUGGGAAAAGAAAUCCAACUGUAUCGUUAUGUUGGCCAAUGACGACGAAAACCCUGUAAGAAACUUCUAUAGUAUAGACUUUAUGCAUAUGUUGUUCCAUUAAGGCCAUUGCGAUUUCUUCUUCUGAUGUAUGCGAAUUAGUAGAUGAGUUUUUGCAUAAAUGAAGAUCCGCUCUGGCAAGCCAAUGGCGGCUAUAUUGCUGGGUUUCAGUCACAUGGAGUUAACUCCAAAUGGAGUUAAAUAUUCAUUAUAACUAUAGAUCUUGUGUUUGAUAUCAAAUAUAUCCAAUUUAACCAAAUUUACUUGCUUACACAAGGCAUAAAGCGGCCACAAGUGUAAAGUUGACCACCAAGCGUUUCUCUAUGUAUUAAGUCCCAUAUACAGACCGAACACGAUUCGGCAACGCGAUGCGAAUUUUCAGUUUUUAAAAACAAAUAAAACCGUCAACGGAUUAAAAUUUUACAAGAUAUCAGACCAAAUAGCUAAAAUUGCUUAAGUGGUUCCAAAUAUUUGAAAAACAUAGAAAAACAUUAAAAGUUAAAUGUCAUUGAAAAUUCUCGUCGCGUUGCCGAAUCGCGUCCGCUCUGUAUGGACCUUAAGGCUUCCUAUUGGCGUGACCACCUCAAAUCUACUGUGGUUUUGCUGACUUGUUACAAAAGGUUCUAACAGUUUCUCGUUAUUGUUGGGAAAGGACACGUAUUGUCUAGAUAGAAAUUUAUCAAAAAUGGCCUCUCUUUCGUUUUAAAAUUUCUGGUCUAAUUAUCUAGCGUAUGAAAGUUCUAAAAUAGGUGCGAGAAGCUACAACUUUCAAGCUACACAGUCCAAGGCAUUUUCUUGAUAGUUAAACGAAUUUAAACAGCUAUAACAAUUCGAUAGGUGAAUAACUUUACAAGAUUUUAAAAUCUCUGUAUAAAUGCUCUGACUUCAAAAUUGGUUCAUUGAGUUUCAUAAGGAUACUCUAACCAGUCCUAUUUUUCAGGUCAGUGGAGUAUAUGUAUACCCUCAUCUGAACAUUCAUAACUCAUUUGCUCGUUCACAUCCAUCAGAAGAAGAAAUAGCACCCGAAAUUUCGUCAAAAAAUUGCGGUGUGAUUUUCGUCUUCUGAAGGGUGUGAACAAGUGGAUGAGUUAUGAUUGUUCAGAUGUGGGUACAUAAUUACUAAGAUCAUGCAUAACUCGUCUACUGGUUUACACGCAGCAGAAGAAGAAAAUCGCACUAUAGAAAUCGCAGCAAAAAUUGCAUAUGUAAACGGGCCUUUAGUUUCCAGUACAACACCGUACUUGCACUUAUCCCAUCGAAGUAUAAAUCGUUUUCCACAUUGGUCUUUGUUAUAUAAAAAUGUGUAAUCUACGAAAUAAAAAUAUAUUCUAUAGGACUUGUUCAAGAAAUAUUGGACGGAUAAAAGCAAUGAUGCAAUGCUUUGCGGUAACCUCCUGGUCACUUUGGAUAACGAAGAAAAAAAUGAAGAGUUCGUGAUAAGAAAUUUUAAAUUGAAGAAAAACGAGGUAAGUUAUUAGUGGCAUGUUUGCGAGUGCACCUGAGCUAAAAUGGAAGCUCAGGCUGCCAGUGCGGUUAGCGAAAUUCCCCGCAGUUACGCGCUGCACAGACUUGAUAUUCUUAAAACUCGCGUAAGUGUAGCUGUGAAUGAUUCUAUAGUUAGCUGUUUCACUAGAAACUAACUAUUGCCCGUUAGCUGUGCUUUCAUUUGUGUCCUAUGAUGGCAGUUAGGGGCGCCCUAGAAAUCCAUAGAGGUAAUCGUGACUGUAUUGCUUCCAUUGUCAUUGAGAUUUAUAGGUGCGAUAAAGGACGAUCAGCACAAUAAGAGAUUUAUUAUUUUGAGAAUGUUUGCGCAUGCAUAUUAACACUAUAUAGUUAUUAUGUUUUGCUAAUUAAGUAUAUGUCUAGUAUAUAUUUAUGCAAUCAAGUGAAUUUAAUUUCCAAAGGAGUUAAGCGUGUGUUUUUAAAAGUCUAAAAAUCCAAUAACUUUGCCGGGUUUGUUAUUGAAUUGGGUUAGACGAGCAGAUAAAGUCCGAAAUAGGUGAAAAGCACGAGAAUUCUUAAGUUAUAUAUCGCUUCUUUAACGCAAAACCAAAGCGGGUUGUCGGGCGUAGCAACCGUAAACAUGGAUUGUUGGAACUAUGAAUUAUACAUACUGUGUAUGCAAGUCCUUGUCCUUCAAAUGGUUAUAGAGGUCGAGGGUUUGACAACCUUAUUUAAUUGAAUUCGCUGUAUACAUUGUUCUGGGUCUGUAGGGUGGAGAAACAAGAGACAUCUGGCAUUUCAAUUUCCUCUCGUGGACUGAAGACCAGGUUCCAAAGACCACGGAGGGCAUUCGUCAAAUGAUCGGGAAAAUUCAAGAUGUACAACGUCAAGGUGGCAACAAUCCCAUUGUCGUACAUUGCAGGUAUGUUGGUUAUUUUAAUUUGCACUGUUAACCCCCUCCAGGACAGACUGGCAAGUUUUCCUCGACAAGUGUUCCUUGACAAGUUUUACUCGUUUUUGGGUACGGCAAAAAUUGACAAUUUUUUCUAGUCAUGGCAGUUUUCAAGAAUAAAAAUUGGUCGUGGGUACGGCUGUCAAGGAAAACAAGUAAUUUCGCAGUACGUCACUAACGCACUCGUCUUCGAGCCGCUAUUGCCAAUGAAUCUUGUUUAUUAAUAUAUUCGCUUUUGAAGUCUUGUAUCGCAGACAGUUUCUGCUGUUUUCAAUUUUGUUGGAAGCAGUCGUGAAAGAAAAUUAUGAAAUUGUUUACAUAGAUAGCUUAAAUAACAUGGGCUCGUAAAACUUGUCAAGGAAAAGAAUCAUCGAAAAAACUGUCCGUCGUACACAAGAGUAAGUAAACUCGUCAUCCAGUAAAAUGUACUCUUACGGUGCUUUAAGAUCUUUAUACAGUCCUUACUACUUUUAAGUAUGUGUGUACUGUGAAUGGUUUUGAAAUUCUUCCCCAAGCAAAUUCACAAGCUAUACAUGAGGGUCUGUAAGACCAUUUCUAAUUGGCAUUCAUAUGCUGGCUCAGUUUCCUUUGAUGACGAAUGAAUAUUAAACUUCUGUCUCUGGCUUCUAUAUGCUGACCCAUGCAUAGAGUUCAAAUUUAACCCGUUGUUUGGUUUUUAUAUUUCUAUACAGAAAAGAAAAAAUCUUCCAUUGAUCCAGACAAGAGUUCUGGAAAAAAGUUUUACGUUAAAUACGAUUAAGCUAUUCUUCGAACAACUACUCCAGUUGUAUGUUGUCCAAAUCUAGGUAACCCAUCGUUCAAACACAAGGUACAGCAAUGUACGACAAGAAAGACGUAAUUUCAGGUGUUUCGUUGUUUAGUUUAUAGAUUUAACCAGCAUUUUAUAAUGUUUAAAAGAAAUUUUAAAUUUUGAUUAAUCAAUUUUUUAAGCGGCGCUAGGCGCGCAUGGCUAAAUAGCAACAACAUUAUUAAUAGCCAAGCUAAUCCAACGUUACUUAUGCAUGUAAGCUGAGUGUAUUGCUUUUAUUAAAACAGGUCAUUCAUUCACUUUUGCAUGCAUGCAUAGCAGUGUUGCCAUCCACUCAUGAUAAAGGGAUCAGAAUGAUCUUUUCAUUGUUUUGCAAAUCCCACUUUUCUCCAUGCCUCCCAGUCACUUUUUCUUUUGACUUGAUUCUUCCUAGUCAUAAAAGCUAAAGGCAGAUGCAUGCAUAACUUACUACUUUGCAAUAAAUUUAUUUGCCAUCUUCAUCGUCUUUAAUAUUGUGUUUAGCGAUGGUAGUGGUCGAACUGGUGCUUUUUGUGCAUUGGUGACCUCCUUGGAAAGAGUAAAACAAGAUCAGUCAUUCAAUCUAUUCCAAACAAUCAUGCUACAGCGAAUUCAGAGACCAAGAAUGGUUGCUUCUGUCGUAAGUAACUUUUAUCAACUCCUGCCACAUUAGCUUUAUUCAGAUCUGCAAAAUUACGAAAAUGCGACUAAUCCCAAAUAUGAUAUUUUGUAUGUGAAAUAUUUCUACUUCUUUCAAAAAACCUCCUACUCUAAUUUCUAUUGGAAACCCUGCUUAUAAGUGAUAUAAAUAUUUCAUGUGAACCAGUACUUGACAACUUUAGCUUUACCGCGCCUUCGAUCUUUAUCGCCAGCAAUUUCCAUAGAUAACGGUUUGUAAUUCUAUUUUCCCUUUUAGGAACAGUACAAAUUCUGUUUCCAAGCUAUUCUGGACUUCCUGGAUUCCUUUGAUCAAUAUGCCAACUUCCAAGACCUCCGACAGUAAUACAAGAGUAAUAAAUGUGUUCAAUAGUUAAGAUAAACCAUUAGGACACUCUACUUUUCUCGUAUCACGUCUCUUUUUUUAAUGCAUUUAGUCGCACCAGCAGAUGCGUAUACAUGACACCGUUGAACGUCGUUAAGUUUUCGCAUUUUAGGACUUGAUAAUAACAAAUCCGUAAUAAUAUUGGAGGAUUCUUAAAACGGCAUGAGACUUAAUUCACACUAUAGUUUUUUCCCAGGACUUUCCAACUACUAAUUUGAAUAGAGCAUUUCACUACGUUACCACAAGCAAUGAUCCUUUGUCAUUAUUUCCAUUUUGGAAACAGUCUGCAUUUUGUUGAGUUUUGAAAAUUCAUUUUCAUCAUUCGAAAUUUUUAAAUGUUUUAUCAUUCUUUGAUAAAGCUCUUGCUUAUACCUCACACUACAUAUGUCGGUUUGGAAAGUGGAUAAAAUUGCAUUACUAAAACAAAUUAUUUGAAACGUGCGUGUUAAAACAUGUUUUAUGAGUCCACGGCGAUGCUAUUUUUCAUUGCAUCAAAUUAUGCGCACAUUACAUUUUACAUAAAUGGCAUUAGAAUAUCUUGGUAUUUCAGUUUUUAGUAGUUACCUUCCGCAUUCGUUAACUUCGGUAACACCAAGAAUUUCAAAAGGAAGGGAAUGGGAAAGAGUCUAAUUGAAUUAGACUAAAAUACGAAUGUAACACAUGCACCUUAAUCCUUCACAAUACAUCCAAUGCACACAAUUUACAUUAUUUAUGCACGAUAUAACCAAGUUAUAACUAAUUACUUAUAAUGUUCAACAUAGAUGUAUUUACUCGUUAUUGAACUUCUCGAAUUGGAAAACAGAGACAUUGAGCCUAAAUUCCAUCAUCGUAUACGAUUUCACAAGCCAUGUAUUGGAAAUAACGAGACUGUAUCACUCGAAAAAGUUCUCUACGUCCAGACGCCAGACGAUUUCUGCGCAAAAUCGAUCACUAAAUAUUCGUGCAAUUUGAAAGAUCCCAAAAAUCAAUGCAACAACUCAUUUACUCGCUCAUUCAGAUGAGAACAAAUGAAAACACAUUGCAAAAAAUAAGAAACUUGAAAAUCCCACGUCUACGAAAUAUUGAUAAUCAAGACCUGAAGAUUGAUGACAUCGGGUCAUACUUUUCCUGAGGUCAGUCUUAAAGUCCAUAAUAACAAAGUCUCUUGUAAUUUUCACGGAGUGAUACACCCCCGUUAAGUGUUCGGUUAUACUGUUAAUAAUUAAUGUCUAAUUUAAUGUAAUCUUUAAUUGGCUAAUGUAAUGAUUUUAAUGCAUAAAACUAUUUUGUUUGAAUACUAAUAUUUGAGUUAGAAUAAUAUAGAUUUAAAUAGAGUAAUAAACACCAGCUAAA
Messenger RNA from Paramuricea clavata, 11021 nucleotides. Lineage: Eukaryota; Metazoa; Cnidaria; Anthozoa; Malacalcyonacea; Plexauridae. The record is from the annotation of a GenBank genome assembly.